AUGUCCUCAAGAACCAUUAUCAUUGACCACGGAUCUGGCUUUCUGAAGGCUGGCCUGUCGGGGUGGAAUGAACCCCAGAUGAUCGUCCCAAGCAUUGUCAACUACAUACCAUGCAGGGAGAACCCGGGCCCCAGCUACGCCCGGAGGCGCGUGAGCCUGGGCAUCGACUUUGGCCGUCCUGACACCUUUAGCUACCCCAUAGAGCGUGGCCGCGUCCUUAACUGGGAAGGUGUGGAGCACAUCUGGUCGUUUGUACUGGAGAAGCACAGACGGGAGCAUGAGGACUCUCCCGUGAUGGUCACAGAGUUCCCCAUAACUGAGCCAACAGACCGGCAGAAGACGCUGGAGAUUAUGUUUGAGUUGCUGGAGGUCCCCUCCGUCCUCCUGGUUGACCAGCUGCAGAUGUCCCUGUAUGCCUCUGGCCUGCUGACCGGCGUGGUGAUCGACUCUGGCUACGGCCUGACCCGUGUGCAGCCCUUCCACCUGGGCCGCCCCUUACCCUCCUGCAGCAAGACGCUGGAGUUUGCUGGCCAAGACCUCUCCGACUACCUCUUCAAGAGCAUCUUCAAGGCAGAUUGCAACAAGCAUGAUCUGUUUCAGCUGGAAACAGUCACCACGACGCAGAUAAACAAGUGCUACGUGCCACAGAACCUGGAGGAGGCCCUGGAGUUCCAUCAGAGCGUGCCGAGUGGCUCUGAUGAGACCAACACCUACCUGCUCCCGGAUGGCACCCCUGUGGAGCUGGCCCCCCUGCAGCGCCUGGCUCCUGAGAUGUUUUUCAGCCCCCAGAUGUUCAACCAUCAAGGGCCCAGCAUUCCGCAGGCUGUGGUGGACUCCAUCCAGUCCUGCGAGACCUGGGUGCGCCCGCUGCUCAUCUCCCACUUGGUGGCCUGCGGGGGCAACACCCUCUACCCGGGCUUCACGAAGCGCAUGUUCAAGGAGCUGACCGAGGAUCACUUCUCCUCCACCAAUGCCACCUUUUGGGUGGGUUCCAACAGAAACUUUAGUGUCUGGCUGGGAGCGUCCGUUGUGGCUCACCUGUCCACACACAGGUCUGAGUGGGUGACCAAGGAGGAGUAUGACGAGAGUAUGAGGCUGUGA
Molecule: messenger RNA, 1101 nt
Organism: Otolemur garnettii (small-eared galago)
Lineage: Eukaryota; Metazoa; Chordata; Mammalia; Primates; Galagidae
Gene: ACTL8
Product: actin like 8
Exons: 2
Coding region: 1-1101 (366 amino acids)
Biological process (GO): skeletal muscle thin filament assembly
Cellular component (GO): striated muscle thin filament; actin filament; stress fiber
Source: RefSeq, a predicted model, not a curated record